AUGGAAGUUCCGGGACCCGACAGCGACUGGAGAAGUCCUCAGUUCAGACAGAAAGUCGUCGCUCAAAUCGAUGAGGCCAUGAGAAAGGCGGGAACUGUACAAAACAAAACCAGCACGGAAAUGGAGAACCAAGUUUACGUCAAAGCCAAGACUAGAGAUGAGUAUCUAUCACUUGUUGCCAGGCUCAUCAUCCACUACCGCGACAUCCACAAGAAGAACAUGGGAGGUCCGGAUCCCAUCAAUGCCCUGACUAACCUGACGGGCGUCGGAGGGGGCCCGGGCGCCAUCGGCAUGGGGCCCCGCCCCGCCGGUGCGCCCUUGGGGGGAAUGGGGGCCAUGCCGCAAAUGCAGAUAGGCCAGCACGCCAUGCCGGGGGUGUCUGGGAACCCGCAACCCCUGGGAGGUCCAGCUCAGUUGUCCAUGCAGCAGCAACAACAGCAGAACUUGCAGUUCCAGCAGUUUCAGGCUCAGCAGCAGCAGUUCCAGGUUCAGCAGCAAUUGAGAGUCCAGCAACAGCAGAUGCACCAGCAGCAGCAGAACCAACAGCAGCAAAAUCAGAUGCAUCAGUCCCGCAUGCAGCAGCAGCAACAGAUGGUGCAGUUGCAGCUGCAGCAGCAGCAGCAGCACGUGCAGGCGCAGUCCAUCCAGCACAUGGUCCAGCAGCAGCAGGCGCAGCCGGGCCCCAUGCAGCCGCUCCUUCAGCAGCAACAGGCCACCAUGGUGCCGCAGUCUCUGGCAGGACAGAUGGCACCCGCGCAACACGUCCCCAUAAACUCGCUCAAUCAACAGCAGCAGCAGCAGCUCAAGAUGCAGCAAGCUUUACAGGCCCGAGUGGCGCUGCAGCAGCAACAACAGCAACAGGCAGCGGCUGUCCAGGCGCAGAUGGUCGCCCCGUCAGGGCAGUUGGUACGUCCCAACAUGCAGCUCUCGACCCGGCUGCCCCGACCCCCCUUGGCUCCUUCCAUUCCGCCCCCCAACGUCGCCGCCGCUGUGACUCAGCAGGUAUGACCUCUAACAUGACCCCGCAGAGCCCAUCAGUCAUCUAUACGCUUGUCGUCGUCCUCGCCCAUACAGGUUCAGACUCCCCAGUCCAUGCCGCCACCACCCCAGCCCUCUCCUCAGCCGCCCAGCUCGCAGCCCAACUCUGUUAGCUCGGGUCCCACGCCGUCUCCGGGCGGGUUCCAGCCCAGCCCUUCACCCCAGCCCUCGCAAAGUCCGUCGACCGCCAGGACACCCCAGAACUAUGGCGUCCCCUCUCCUGGAGCGCUCAGCACUCCAGGAAACCCAAACUCUGUGAUGAGUCCUGCGGGUGCGGCGUCGCAAGAGGACCAGCAGUACAUGGAGAAACUCAAACAACUUUCCAAGUACAUCGAGCCACUCCGACGUAUGAUCAACAAGAUUGACAAAAACGAAGAGCGAAAGAAGGACCUCAGCAAGAUGAAGAGUCUUCUCAACAUCCUUACUGACCCCAAUACCAGGUGCCCUCUGAAGACGCUGCAGAAGUGCGAGAUUGCGCUGGAGAAGCUGAAGAAUGACAUGGCUGUGCCAACCCCGCCGCCGCCCCCCCUGGCCACCAAGCAGCAUUUGUGUCAGCCUCUGUUGGACACGGUCAUGGCCAACCUCCGCUCGCCCGUCUUUAACCACUCGCUUCACCGCACCUUUGCCCCUGCCAUGGCUGCCAUUCACGGCCCCCCCAUCACCGGCCCGUCGGUAUCAUCGCGCAAGAGGAAGCAGGACGAGGACGAGCGGCAGACGGUCCCCAACAUUCUGCAGGGGGAGGUGGCCCGCCUGGACGUCAAGUUCUUGGUUCAGCUGGACCCCGCCCACUGCAGCAACAACGGAGCCGUGCACCUUGUGUGCAAACUAGAGGACAAAAACCUUCCAAGCGUUCCUCCGCUGCAACUCAGCGUUCCAGCGGACUACCCGGAACAAAGCCCUUACUGGGCUGAACACGCUGACCACUACGGCGCCAACCACUUCCUGCAGGCGGUUCACAGGACGUUGGCGUCCAAGCUGCUGCAACUUCCCGACAAGCACUCACUGACAGAAGUUCUGCACACGUGGGCGCAGAGCGUCCACCAAGCGCGUUUGUCCGCCGCGUGA
Messenger RNA from Nerophis lumbriciformis (worm pipefish), 2103 nucleotides. Lineage: Eukaryota; Metazoa; Chordata; Actinopteri; Syngnathiformes; Syngnathidae. The record is from RefSeq and is a predicted model, not a curated record.